AUGGAAAUGUCUUCAGUACCACUUCAUCACAAGGACUGCAGUCUUCACCAAAACUGUGUCACUUUGUAUCAGUGUGGCUACCCUAGUUCUGAAGGCUACAGCAGUCUUUCUCCAGCAUCUUCCACUGACUCCUGCGGCCUUUCUCCUCCAUACAUGACCUAUAAAACAUCUAAGGACGUUUGUGACAAUAUACCAGCAUGCAGCACCAGGACUGAGGAAUUAAGAAUGGACUCUAAAUAUGUUUCAGAAAAAAAGAGCAAGAAGAGCAAGGUAAAGCUGGCCCAUAGCCAGAGACAGAGUGCAAGUGAGAGAGAGAAACUGAGAAUGAGGAACAUAUCCAAAGCUCUCCAGAACCUAAGAAGAUACCUUCCUCCUUCAGUAGCCCCUGUAGACAAGAAUCUGACCAAAAUAGAAACCCUUCAACUGACCAUACGCUAUAUCUCACAUCUGUCUGCACAGCUAGGCCUCAGUGAAGAAGUUUUGGAACAAAGAAGGAUGGCUGCCAUUCAGGGAACUAAGAGAUGCCCUCAAAGUAUUCACUGCUUGGAAAGAACUCAUAGAUUUUGUUCAGAAGCCACAAGAGAAAGCUUCAAGCAAUCACCCGCA
Molecule: messenger RNA, 606 nt
Organism: Spea bombifrons (plains spadefoot toad)
Lineage: Eukaryota; Metazoa; Chordata; Amphibia; Anura; Pelobatidae
Gene: MESP1
Product: mesoderm posterior bHLH transcription factor 1
Exons: 1
Biological process (GO): somite rostral/caudal axis specification; regulation of transcription by RNA polymerase II; mesoderm formation
Cellular component (GO): nucleus
Molecular function (GO): protein dimerization activity; DNA-binding transcription factor activity, RNA polymerase II-specific; RNA polymerase II cis-regulatory region sequence-specific DNA binding
Source: RefSeq, a predicted model, not a curated record